AUGUAUCCGCAUGCCAGCCAACGCACGGGCGACUGCAUGGCGUCGCCGCAGAUGCAGGUCUCGGGACAGCCGGCUAGGAUAACACUGCUGGAACGACCCAAAGUCGAGUUGAUCGAGCCAGCGUUCAAGGAUGGUCAAAUGCGCCAGCACGGCUUUGGCUUUGUUGUUCUACUCAUUGACUGCAGCAAAGCCAACAUUCUCGACUUGGCAGCGGCGACUUCCACGGCGGUCCACUGGGCUCGAGUGGCAUACGGACGAGACACAAAGCAGGUGAACAAGUGCACUUUGGACCAAGUGCAAGUUGGCCUUGAACACACACAACCGCACUUUACGUCUUUGAAUGACGACCAAGUGCAAGUUGGCCUUGAACACAACGGCAAAGUGCGGUUGUGUGUGUUCAAGGCCAACUUGCACUUGGUAACUCCGCAAUCGAAUGCGCACGGCAAACGUGUCAAGAUAGACCAUAUUUUAGCGCUCACGGACAACCAGGUCGUGGCACUCAUCAAAGCCGACGGCAAACUGAACGUUUUCAGCUGCGUCAUGGGUGGCCUGGAAGUGCAGGCCCCCUCAGCGCCGUCGAGCUCAACGUGUUCACCCCCCCCCCGUCCUACAGCCAGCUCGUCAUCCGAUAGGGGGGCGUUCCCCACCUCAUUCACGACGGCACCCACGUAUACGAAUCUACCCUCGUCGUCAAGUACUUGGACGUUUGGUCGGGGCGCCCAAAGUCGCAGCAUUAGCGGACUUGGUUACGCCCACGUUCCGUUUUACGGCUACCUGGGUGGUCGCGACGAGGGAACGCUGUUCACUUGUUUGUGGACGGAAUGCGCGCCUUCGAGCCCUCUUGUCAGAACUGGAGAUGAUCUACCGAGACCCGCCAAGGACCAUCGAGAACUGCCGACGUCAACCUCCUUCCCGUACAUGCUGCACCCGGAAAAGGACUUUUCGCUGCUCAAGGUUGCCUUCCCCUGA
Molecule: messenger RNA, 969 nt
Organism: Aphanomyces astaci
Lineage: Eukaryota; Oomycota; Saprolegniomycetes; Saprolegniales; Verrucalvaceae
Exons: 6
Coding region: 1-969 (322 amino acids)
Source: RefSeq, a predicted model, not a curated record